UUCAUAGACUUGGAUGAAUGUACCACUGGUUCGGAUUCCUGUGACGUCAAUUCUGUUUGCCAGAAUACCGUGGGUUCAUACAAAUGCUCGUGUAAUGCUGGGUACACAGGAGAUGGAAAACCUUGCAAUGGUAUUUAAAUACAGUCGAACCUUCCUGUGAGACUAAAGAGGCGGAUCCAGGGGGAGGGUUGACUGGGUUGUAACUUCCUCCUCCCCCUAGGGAAGUUUUCAAACUUGUCUGACUACCCAGGUCUAUCCCUUACCAAAAAAUAGUAUGAUAAGUUAUAAUAUAAGUUCCACACCAAUCGAUGAUUACAAGAAGACUGUAGCUAUUCCUCUUCUCGACCCCUUAAUCAUCAUCUGACAAAGAUCGCCACGCCGCCAUCUGCUUUGUCUGGUGCCAUCGAUUACAGUAAAUAUGGCACCACAGCUGCAUGAUAAAGUAGAAGGCAUGCUGUUCUGGGAGAAAGAAAUUUCAUUUCUCAAAUCCCUGGGAAAUUAGGUACUAAGUAGAUGGAAAACACUCUGGAGGCUGACUAAUCGGAAAUAUCCACCUGUUGUCCGAUCCUCGCAAGCGACCGUCUCCCGUAAGGGACCACUAAAUGUUCGUAUUUUGGGUGGUCGCUAAAGGAGGAUCGACGGUAAUAAUUAAAGAAGACAAGCUCAACACUGUCAUGUCGUUAGUACAUGUCGUGUUUGGUAAAAAGCCUAAAACCAAAUUUUGUAAAAACAACAAACAAAUGAAUACACGACCUUAUAGGUAAAAUAUCAGUGAUUCUAACGCUCUUCGCAAUUUACGCGUUCUCAUGCAGAUAUCGACGAGUGUUCUACCAACUCUCACAGCUGUGACGUCAAUGCGGUGUGUAGCAAUACGGCUGGAUCGUACGCAUGCGCGUGUAAAGCAGGAUUUACAGGCGAUGGAAAAACUUGCUCCGGUAAGCUGCUGUGGCAAUGUCAAAAUUGACUUUCAAAACGAUGUAAAUGUGAUUCUAUGCCCCUCUAUUUGCUCUAUUCGCUCAGUACAUGAAAAAAAUGUCAAGAAAAAAGAAAAAGAAAAAGAAAAAAAGAUGGACAUGACAUAAAUGAUAUAAAAUUUCAAUUCAAGUAAAACAAAACAAAACAAGUUUAAAAGAAGUUGCAGAAAACAAGUAAAUAUAAAUAAGUAUGAUAGCCUCCGCCGGGGUCACUUUUACCAAAAAAUAUUUAAUGGUAUUGCAACUGAGCUAAUAGGGGCACUUUGCCCGUAUUAUAUGUUAUGAAAAUCGCUUUGGCUCGUUAUGCAUUUAAGCAAGGAAUACUCCCUGUUUUUUGUUAUUCCAUACUAUGUCUCACUCUUAAUAUUUUGCUACAAGGCAUUUGUAGUUAAGUGGGAUUAAUAACACAGCGUAAACAAGAAUAUAUGACCUUACUGAUCACAGGAUUCGUUGCAUGACUUACGAGAAGGUUUCGAUCCUCACUUUUUUCGCUAGGUAUCGACGAGUGCUCUACCAACUCUCACAGUUGUGACGUUAAUGCGGUGUGUAGCAAUAAUGCGGGAUCUUACGCAUGCGCAUGUAAAGCAGGAUUCACAGGCGAUGGAAACACCUGCACUGGUGAGCCGUUUAAGUCUAAUGUAAAAUAUUUGUUUGUUUUUUUUUUAAAGUAAACCGGGAACAACAGCAAUACAAAAUUCUUUAUUUGUACUCUUUUUGCCCUUCCAAUAAAGUUUUUGGUUAGAAGGGAAAAAAUUACUGUAAAAAUGACCGCUUGGAGUAAGCGAACAGACAACCGAUAUCAAGCAGACAGAUAAUGUAAGCAAUAAAUAAAAGUGAAGUACUGGCGCCGGUUGUACAAAAGCGGGAUAGCGCCAUCCAAGGGAUAAAUCACUGUUCAGUAGAUAAGUAUUAGGGAUCAAUUGCGCUAUCCACUGGAUAGAGAUUUGUCGAGGAAAUGGGUCAGAUCCAUCUUUUGAACAACAGGGGCCAGUUCGGCCAGAUGCGCAACGCCGUAAGACGUGCGUAAAUGCGAUUUUUUUGUCCAAUAAGUGCAACAAAAUCAAUUGUUUAAACCUGCGCUCAUUUCUUUUUUUUUUUAAUCAAGCAUGAAAUAAUUAAGAAUCCUUCAGGAAAAUGAGUAAUUUCAAUUUUCAGUGGACAAAACCCUUGUACCAGAAUAAUUUUAACAAUAUUGCAUUCGUUUUUUACAUUUUUCAAGGGAUACAGUUAUACGAUGGGAACCCGCGAAAAUAAAUGUCAAAUUUCACAACAAUUGUGAAAACACAGGUAAAACUCUCAAAAUUUUAUUUGUAAGAUGUCUUUUUGUGAAAUUUGACAUAUAUUUUCUCGGACUGUCAUAAGAAAUUUUCUUUGGUGGUACAUGUAUUACAGAUAACUAAUUGCAUUUACAGCCCUUGAAAUAUGUAAAAAAGAAUGUGAUAAUAGGGCCAUUUAUACGAGGAAAAAUAAGACGCGUCUUAUAUAGGAGGCGUAUUUAACGGCACAUUUCGUCUAAAAUAAGACGCGGCUUGGCUAAGACGAGUCUAAUGUUAGAACAGCCCUUAACACCUGUUCUUAGAUAAGACGCGUGUAAGCUAAGACGAGAAAAACUUCGUAUAAAUGACCUUCGCGUCUUACAUAAGACGCGAACGCAUAGUACGCAUGCGUUUCAUUUUUGGCGCGCCACGUUGGAUUGCCUUUGCUACAGGCAACAUUCGCAUGAAAACGAGUCAAGAACAGAAAUAAGACGCGAACCAUUUAUACGAGCUGUUCUCGUCUUAGAGAAGACAUGUUCGUAUAAAUGGUACAGUUCGCGUCUUAUUUAAGACGCGUCUUAUUUUUCCUCGUAUAAAUGGCCCUAUUGUUUAAAUUAUUUCCGGUGCAAGGUUUUUGUCCACUGAAAACUGCAAUUACUCAAUUUCCCGAUGGAUUCCGUCUUAAUUCCGUUUAACUUGUUUCCUCUUUGCAAAGAAAACGGUUAUACAGGUUAUGAUUACACUUACUUUUAUUGUUCCUUUUGUGCAGAUAUAGACGAGUGCGCCAGCGGUACCCACAACUGCCACAGUUCUCUUGCUUCAUGUACAAACACAGUGGGAUCUUUUAGUUGUACAUGUAGCAGUCCUUACAUCGGAGAUGGCAAAACCUGCAUUAAUAUUCCAUAUGGUAAUUAAUCACUAAGAAUUAAGAAAAUGUUCAUUCACUAGACCCUUAUUUACACUCGUUAGAACCACAUUAUCCCGGGUGGUGCCCUUUAUAGUCUAUUCUAUGACCAAUUAUAGAACCCAUCUUAGUCACUUUUGGGUAGAAAAAUAUGUAUACGAUAUCGUCCCGUUGGAAUUCAUUUUUGCUGAAGGUUUUUUAGCUAAAAUAGCGCUGAAAUGUCUCUGAGUGAUACUCGAUUUUGGCAAACUCAAAAACAGCAUUAGCUGUUCUUGUAUUUUCCAUAAGUCAAUCACGUUUCACAUAAUGCAUUGUAAUUCCGUAUGUCAUUCUAAUUAUCGAUUACAAGAAGCCGCUACUACCAUGUGAGCUUCCGGUAGCGCCUUUGUAUGCUGACGUCUGAGCUUACUGUCCACAUGUUAAAAUGUAUUGUAAGAGGAUACGUCUGUUGUCCUCUUAUCCACAACUCUUCAUUCAUUCCUUUGGGCGCGACAAAGACUCACCAACUUAUUUAUCUAACGAGCAAUAGAUGAAUGAUUCAAAAAAUUCCCUUGGUCGCCCUAAAAACAAUAGUAGGUGUCUUUUCAACGGCUAAUAACGGAGAAAAGUAUUAAAAACUUCAGAAAGUUUCCCCUGUAAAGGAAUCCAAAACUUAGGCCACGUCCACACGAAUACAAACAUUAUUAAUUUUUUUAAAGCGCAUAUAUAUAUAUUUUUUUGCGUUAAUAAGUCGCAGAUGAAUGAGUAAAUUCACUGUUUUUUGUACAGACGAGAGGCGGACUCGGGCCAAAAAAAAAAAAACAAAAAAAAAAAAAAGACGAGGAAGAAGAAAGAAAGGAACGGAUUUAGAAAUAACUCGAUUCGAGUAGACGAGAGCUUUAGUGAUUCUUCAGUGUAGAGGAUACAGUUUCGGAAAUAGAGAUUACUUCAUGGUCGGUGAGUGCGUACGAUAUUUAUUCAAGGGUUGUGAAGAAUCGCAAACUCACUCGUUCGCUGUGCUAACUCGUUCGUUUGCGAUUCAUCACAACAAGUGAAUAAAAACCGUAUAACAAUCAGACGCCGCGAACGAUCGAUGCAUAUGUUUUUUUCACCAAUGAAAGCUCACCGUUCGCAUCGCUGAUUGGCUGUGACUAAAAGCUGACCGAUUUUUUCAUCGCGGUCAUUCUGUGAAUGAAUCUCAGUACUUAUAUAACUAGAACUAGUUAUAGCUAUCGCUAAGUGCCAACGAGCAAAGAUUUUACCUAUACGCGAGCGCUGAAAAUGUCAUGAAAUACAGUAAUUUAUGAAAAUAGACUGAACUUAAUUCGAUUGCAGUGAAAAUAGGGCAAACUUAAGCAAGGCGCACAAGAGACCAACCCAAGGCCGAGCCAGUACCUCACGCAUGCGCACAGCCAUAUUACGCGGCCAGUGGAAACCACAGACAACUGUUUCGUCCUUAUUGGGGCCCAGCAGCGUUGCAAAGCCGUUAGGUUAAAGUCCGCGUCUCAUAAGCCCCUUACUGCUGUGAAUGCAAAGCAGUCUAUCAAGCGCCAGCUCCACACAACACAUGUGGGAGCUGUUGGCUGGGAACCGCACAGCAGUUCUACCACGACAUGCUGGGCGAAGGUGGAUCCCAAAUUAUCAGCAAAUUAAAGCAAGGGACACACAUUCACCAACCCACGACCUGGCCAUUACCUCACGCAUGUGCACAGCCAUAUAACGCGGGCAGUGGCAGCCAUGGACAGCUGUUUUGCCCUUACUGGGGCUCAUCAGCAUGGCCAUAGCCGUCGGUCAGUGACCUGGAAAAACCCUUUCCUGCCGAGGCGAGUCUUUUUAAGUGCCAGCUUUACACAACACAUAUGGGAGCUGUUGGCUGGGAACUGCAAGGCAGUUCUCUUACGACAUGCGCGGGGAAGGCGGAUCAUGGGUUUGGUGUAUGUGUGCCCCUUGCUUUAAUUUGUCUUUUGAAAAUAGUAAACUAAACUGUUUCACUGCAUAAAGAAUUUGAAAUGGCGACUUUACGCGGCAAAUUUUUCGAGAUAUUAAAGUUCGUGUUUUUGUCCGAAGUUGUGCACAAGUCAUUUUGCGUAAAAUUUAGUGCUCUUAUAAGCAAAUUUUAAAUCCUCGAAAAAUUUUAAAGCUAAUAAAAUUCAUGGUGCACCAAUGAAGCCUUCCGAAUUAUUUUGCUUCAAAGACACAAAGCAUUUCGCUGCGUUAUUUUUCUUAGCGGCAUGCAAUAAAAAAUUCCAGCGGGCAAAUGCGACAGAUACCGCGUAGGAUGGAAAUUAUCCACCCGACGAUUGGUUGAAGUCGGAAUGAGCACAGGACUCACAAACACGCGCACGACUUGUGAAUUCUCUGAUCUGUAUCACGUGUUCGCCUGAAAACAAUGCAUUCUCUGUCCUGCAUUACGUCAUUGUUGCCUUACAUUACUCUAUGUUACACCGAUUCGAGAUUUUUUCCUGCCCCUGGAACAAUCGCGCACGGCUCUAGUAGGCUGCCGCCUCGCAGCCUCGCGUCUUCGCGAGGCUGCUCGUCGGCAUUAAGUAAAAUUUCCGUCGUUUAUAUCUAUAAUUAGCCCAAUAGCCUGCCCUGGCAGGUAUCGUGAAUUAGUUUCGCUUGCUUGAAUUUGAUUAAGGGAGGAAGCGAAGUGUGUCUAAUUUUAAAUUCAUUAGUGAUCAGCAUCAGAAGUGUAAAGGGUUUUGAGCUCUAGAUCCUUUUUUUGCCCACGAACUGUAACAAAUACUAUGCUCGACUAAGGUGAAUUGACCGCAAUGCUCGAUUAUCUGCAAAAACCAGCGAUAUGUCCUGACGAUUUUUGUUAGUAGAUUUUCUGUAGAUUUUCAACAUGUUUAACUCCGAAGCACUCGUUUCAUGGACCGCAUGAACUUAAGAAACGACGGGAUCUGGCAACGUAUUUCUGCAUCCGCUACCUGACUCAACCUUCUUAAAAUGGUACUUCGAGCGUUAUUUAAGGUUGCUUUUUUGUCGUCGAACUCAAUGACUUUUUAAAUUGAACUGUAAACUAUGAAGCGACUUCUUGAAGUUAUUUUAAUCCAACAGUUUUCCUUUUUGUCUCAGAAUGCCAGAAUUAUGGGAGUCUGAACGCUGCUGACAGAAAGAUUACGUACCGUCUUUACCACAGUUACUGUGAUAGAGGAAUCGGCCCUGGAUGGUUCCGUUUCGAGGGGUCCGCUGGUACAAGAAUGCCAACGUCAUGUCCACCGUAUAACAGAUGUGGCACUCAUGCAACCGCCUGGAUAGUUGGCGGACACCCCACAGUACCAGACGGUCAGGUUAACAGGAAAGUGUGUUAUCACUGGACUUUCAGAGGUUGUUGUACAUGGUUUACGAACAUCAAAGUGCGAAAUUGUGGUUCAUAUUUUGUAUACUAUCUUCAUGGUACAAAUAGCAAUGGCGAUUGUUCCCUUCGCUACUGUGGCACUGACUAA
Porites evermanni is the source of this 6565-nucleotide messenger RNA. NCBI's taxonomy places the organism in Eukaryota, Metazoa, Cnidaria, Anthozoa, Scleractinia, Poritidae. The record is from the annotation of a GenBank genome assembly.